Acanthisitta chloris (rifleman) is the source of this 10309-nucleotide messenger RNA. Its product is annotated as nesprin-2-like. Lineage: Eukaryota; Metazoa; Chordata; Aves; Passeriformes; Acanthisittidae. Gene Ontology annotation, molecular function: protein binding. The record is from RefSeq and is a predicted model, not a curated record. The transcript has 49 exons. The annotation marks the transcript as partial.
UGCAGCGAGAGUUUACACAGAAGAAAACCUUCACUAGUUGGAUCAAUUCCAUUUUGGCAAAGCAUACACCUCCAUCUGUUGUCUCAGACCUGUAUACAGACAUACAGCAAGGACAUUUGCUUCUGGAUCUAUUGGAAGUGCUUUCAGGUCAACAUCUGCCACGGGAAAAAGGAUUUAAUACCUUCCAGUGUAGAAGUAAUAUAGAAAAUGCUUUGACAUUUUUAAAGGGCAAAUCACUCAAGCUCAUAAAUAUUCAUGUUGCUGACAUUGUUGAAGGAAAACCUUCCAUUGUGCUUGGCCUAAUCUGGACCAUUAUAUUUCAUUUUCAUAUUGAAGAACUUGCCAGGACACUUGCUUGUACUUACAAUCAGCCUUCACUUGAUUGUUCAAGUACUGUUGACUCCUCUCCAAAGGCAAGCAGAUCAGCUAAAAAAAGUGCUAAAAUUAAGGAACGGUGGAAGAUGUCUGCUACAAAGGCCCUUCUGUUGUGGGCAAAAGAACAGUGUUCACUACAUGGCCCUAUCAAUGUGACUGACUUCAAGUCAAGCUGGCGAAGUGGACUGGCUUUUUUAGCCAUCAUCCAAACCUUACGACCAGGUCUGGUUGAUUUGGAGAAGGCAAAAGCUAGAAGCAAUAAAGAAAACCUGAAAGAGGCUUUCAGAAUUGCAGAAGUGGAGAUGAAUAUCCCACGACUUCUUGAGCCUGAAGAUGUUGACAUAAUGAAUCCAGAUGAAAAAUCAAUUAUGACUUAUGUGGCUCAGUUUUUGCAAUAUUCCAAGAAUUUGCCCGAGUCCGAAGAAGACAUGCAGGAAAAAGUAAGAGAGGCCAUGAGCUGGUUGACUGCACAGGAGAAGAAGUUAGCAAAGCUGCUGAUUGACACAGAGAAUGAAACAUGUUACCAGAAGUACAAAGCAAUGAUGUCAUUUAUGGAAACAUUUAACCAAGAGAAAAAACCCUUUCUGCCCGUGUUAUCAUCAAAAAGAAGCAAAGCUGAGCUGAGCAAAGGACAGCAGCAGAUGAGAGAAGAGUGGGAUAAAGUCAUCUCUCAGAUCAACACAUGGAAGACAAAGCUGGACCAGAUGUUGCCCUCCCCUCUGAAUAGCAUUGAGGCUUGGCUUCAGGAGGUGGAACAUCUGCAGGCGGAAGAUUUGCCUGAUUUGCAAGAGCCGUUUAAAGCAAUGUUUGUCUUCAGAGAAAUAAUUGUAACAUUUAAGGGCUUGAUGGAUUGUUUUGAUUCUCACUUGGACACCCUUCAGUCAUUUAAGAAUGAAGAUGGGAAGAAUAUGCCACUAGUCUUUCCUGAAAAAUUAGAGGAAAUGAAAAGAAGAUUCAGCAAUAUUUGUUUCACAAACUCCAGCACCUUUCUUGAAUACCACUAUGGACUGUGCUCAGCUAUUGCCAAUGAGGUGAUGUUAAAGCUAAAUAUCUGGGACAUGAAAUAUGGGACAAAAGAGUCUGUGGAAUCGCUGCUGGAAAAUUGGAAUAAUUUCAUUGAAGAAAAGAAACUUGAGACACAACUAGAAACUGCAACUCGUAUCUGUGAAGAUUUGAAAAACAAAAACAUAGGCAGUCCUGACUUGGCUGGAGAUUCUCGAGAAAUUGGCAGACUUUUUAAGACAGUGGAGUCAAAGAUUUCCAUGUGCAGAGACUAUAUUUCCAGUGUAAAUACCACCCUGCAGAAAGUCUUGUCUUCCUGGAGUAAUUAUACAGAAAACAUCCACUUACUAAAGACUUGGCUGGAAGAAAGCAGAAAUGAGCAGCCAGAAGAGAUCCCUGCUGAGAUCCUGGCAAAGUGGAACCUAGUUCAUGGUGCCUUAAAUGAAGCUGGAAACUAUCUCAUUGAAGUCAGCAAAGAGCAAGUUGGAUCAAAUAUUAUCAAAGAGCUGAAGAAGCUCAACAGGAGAUGGGCUAAGUUCAUCAAGAGGACACACUUUCUCGGAGAAGAGAACACGAAUGCCACUGAAAAGACCAGGGAGCUUCAAGGGAGCCUGGAGAAAAUAGAAGAGCUCCUUAAAGAGGUGAAUAGCUGGGCAGCAGAGACUGGACAUCUGCUUAGCAAGAUCAGUUGUGAGGGGCCUGUGGGGCCUGAGACGGAGGAACAUCUGCAGACCUUGGCUGCAAGAGGAACCUCAUGCCAAGAACAAGUUGUGGCAGCAGAAGAGAUAUUGCAGUCCCUGAUGCCAAGUGUUUCAAGUCAGGUGUUUCAACAGCAUUCCCACACCUCUGGGCUGCAGACACGAGUUAAAGAAGCCAGAGACAAAAUAGAGGCUGUGAUGAGUGACAUGAACAACAUCUUGUCCAAAUCUGAGAAGAGACCUUCAGAGAAGGAGGCUUUGCUCAAUUUUGAAGAAUCCCAGAAAGAACUCGAGGCCUCCAUUUCAAAGGCUGUGCAACUUGUCAGUCAAAAAUUAAGUCCUGAAGAAUGUAUUUCAAAGUAUGAGGAAGCUUUUAAUGCUCUGGACAAUAAAGUUCUUGACAAAUUUUUGAAAGCAGCUGAACAACUGAAAAAUACUUCAUCUGGUCAUGAAGAGCUGGUGGUGGAAGAUGAUGUUCGUAGGAGAUGGGAGGCUGUUCAUCAAGAAAUGAUAUCCUAUGUCCAGCUCAUAGUAGAAAGGGAAAAGAAGAAAUUUAAUGCAACUUUAAAAAAAAUCAAUAAGCAAUUAGGCAAGGAGAAGAAACUCCUCAGUAUGGAUAAAAGCAAAGGGCUUAUCAAGGAACAUGAGGCCUUUUUUUCACAUGAAGGCAGCCUGAGGGAACUUAAAAAGUCAUUAGAAGAUCUUAAAAUAUUGGAAAAACUCUCAGGAGAAACAGUCCCAGGGAUACAGACACUGACUGCCGACUGCGAGCAGAGGCUGGGAAAGGUUCGGCAAAGUGUGGCAGAGAUUCACACGGCACUGCUGGCUCGUGCUGGGAAAGAGCCUCCGCCUCGGACAGGGAGCUCCAUCAUUGCUUCCGAGAAUGGAGAAGAGCCUGGUUCUUCUCAACAAAUUGAUAUCCUUUCAGUACAGGAGACUUCAAGACCUGCUGCAGGUAUAGUUUUGGAACCAGAUGUGAAACAUCAUAAUGGAGAAAGCUGUGCAGAGAAACUUGAGGAAGGUGGUGAUUUGGCCAUGCCAGCUUUACUAGAGAGCUAUAACACACACACAAGGAACCUGGAGGAACUUUUACAACUCAGCAGAGAUAAAGUAGCAUCUGGCUUUAACGAUGAAAUAAAGGGCACUUCAUGCCUUCAGAAUAAGCUGCUUGAACUACAGGUGAUAGAGAGUGAAAUCAGUUCUGGUUGGACACAAUUGGAAAACAUCUUAUCUACAUUAGAAAAUCUCGUGGUUGCAGUGCAGCAGACUGCUAUCUCUGAGACAAGAAACAAGCUGCAAGGAGAGUGGAAAGAGCUCCAGGAUAGUAUAAGUAUCAGAACGAACUCCUUAAGGACUGCUUUGGAAAUUGUGUUACCAAUAGAAAAUGAAUCCAUUCUUCUCUGUGAAUUAGAUCAGCGUCUGAAGAAAAAGGACAUCCUGCAGUUUCAUCUGAUGAAUAGUGAUCUUGCUUAUAGGGAACUGAAGGAGCUACAGAGAUCCAUAUUAAAUCAGAUUGAAGUAUGCAAACAAUUGGAACACCUAGAUAGUUCAGCGAGAGAUGAAUUUAAUCCAAUAGAUCUGCAAGCUGCGAGUAAAAUUAUGAUUUACUAUCAAAACCAGCUUGAAGAAAUGAGCCAUAAAAUGCAGAUCCGUGAGACUGUCCUUAAAGAUCUGGAGGCUUUCAUGGCCUCCUUGAGGAAGAUUCAGUCUUCCAUCAGAUGUCUCCCAGAUCCCACAGGUCAACCUGAAAUACAGGAAAAAGCUUUGAGAGAGGCUGCACAAGAAGUUUCUCACAUGGCAGAAGAAGCUAAAUGUUUGGAUGAAUGCUUGAAAACUGUUGAUAUCUGUUUAGAAGAUGCUGAAUGUGGGAGAAAGACUUGCUGUGAAAACCUUGUUCUGACUUUAUCUGAAGAGCUAAAUGCAACUUACUGUCCUUCAAGUGAACAGGCACUUACAGAAGAAAAAGACUUAUACAAGACUUUUUCCAGAAAAAACAGUGAACUCCUUAAAAACAUUCAGGAUCUAUGUGACAGAAUUAAAAAAGUAGACCUGAAGGAUCCAACAAUUCCAGCAAUUCAACAAAGGAUAAAAUCAUUAACAGAAUUGGAAAAGGAAUUGGAUUGUGCUGCUGUUGAAAUGAAACCUGUGCAAGAAAUUGCUAAUAAGCUCCCACAGAUCAAUGAGGAAAAAGCAGAGGAAGCAAAUGAACAGUACAGACUUACAGAGAGGUUAUGGGAGGAUACAAAGCUCUUGCUUGCUGAAGGCCAGGAGCAGUGUGCAAGAGUUCUGGAGCUCCUGAAGCAGUAUCAGAGCUGCAAAACAAGUCUGACCAGCAUCAUCCAGAAACAGGAGAUUGUGCUUUCACAGCAAACUUCUUACAUGGGGAAGGAGAAUUUGAACAGACUAAUAACAAAGAUUGAAGAGGCGAAAGAGGAAUUUAAUGAUCACUCUGAAGAUGUAGACAAAAUAAAUCAGCUCUGCAAAAACCUGCAAUUCCAGCUGAAUAAAAUGAGAAGCUUUGAGGAGCCUCUGUUCGAGAAUGAGGCUAACAUUAUUGUGGACAGAUGGCUGGAUAUCAAUGAAAAGACUGAAAACUACUACGAUAAUUUGGGAAGAGCACAGGCUUUGUGGGACAAACUCCUGAGUUUAUCUGGCACGAUCGAUGCUUGGGCGAAUGCAGAACUCAAGAACGCAGAAGGCCAUUGCCUGACCGAAGAGGACUUCACACAGUUGAAGGCAUGCUUACGAGUCCAAGAGCAGAAACUCCAGAAAUUUGACAACACAGUGGCUGAGAUAGAAGAACUUCUGAAUAGUAAUGAACCUCCACUGGAGCUACAGGUCAUUAGAUCAUCUGUUAUGCAAAAAAUGGAGCUAAUAAAAGAUCUCUUGUCAGCAAAGCGAAGGACCAGCGAGCCCACUGUGAAUACAGCAGAACUGAAAGGAGACCUGGAUCUGGCCAAGACACAGAUUGGAAUGACUGAAUCACUUUUAAAAGCUUUGUCUCCUUCUGACACCUUAGAGAUCUUUACUAAACUAGAGGAGAUACACCAGAAAAUUAUGCAACAAGAACACCAUGUGGCAUUACUCCAAGAGGAGACGGAUUGUCCUGAUGUGGAUGAGUUAAAUAAGCAGCUUAAAUGUGUCACUGAUUUAUUCAAUAACAAGAAACAUGUGCUUCAAGAUCAUUUCAUUGGUGUUUUGAACCGUCAGUGCAAGAAUUUUAAUGACUGGGUCAGCAGCACUCAGCUGUCUUUGAAGGACUGCUUUGACCCCUCAGAAACAAAACUGAUACUGGAAGAAAGACUGCAGAGGCUAAAGCACUUCCUAACAUCUGAAGGCAAAGACAGAGAUACCCAAGAGGUUAAAGCUUUAUUGAAUAAAGUGAAGCCUUACUUGCCCAAAGCAAGCAUUAAUCACCUUAACAGCUGUGUGAGAGAUCAAGAAGCAGAACUACAAAGAUUGAUCUCCAAAUGUCAGAAACGGGAAAAGGAACUUGGUGCCUCUCUCCAGCAGCUCAGUAGCCUUGAAGAAAGCAGCACAGUCUUGGAAGAAUGGCUCACCACUCAGGAGGAAAAACUAAAAGAGAUUAAGAAAGAUGAGACAAAACUUGAAGACUUCUAUAAAACACUAUUAAUGCAGAGAAAACCACUUGACUCCAUGGUUCAGCUAGCAAAUUCCUUGAGGGAGGCUGGGCUGACAGAAUCUGAGACCAUUUCAGAACCCAGUAACCUUGUUAGUAGGUACCAUACACUAAUAACACGUGUAAGUGGAAUGGCAGGGAAUACUGAGAGACUUCCAGGGGAAGGACACAAUUUUGAAGAGCUUGCCCAGGAUGUUUCUUGCUGGAUCAAAAAGCUUGAGGAGGCUGUUAAUAAACUGAGUUCAGAGGAAAGUGAGUUGCCGUCGGCUGAAAGGAUUCAUCAGAUAAAGGAAAUCACAGCUCUCAGAGGUGCAGGAGAGGCCAAGAUACAGAGCAUGGUGGCUCUAGGAGAAACUUUAAUGAGAAAUGAAAAAAAUAAGAAGCCAGAGAUUCAGCAGACUGUUUCUGAGCUCCAGAACAAGUGGGAAAACACCUGUCAGCUGGCCACUGAGUGUAGCAGCCCUCAAGAACAAUUUCAGUUGAACAGGGAGCAACAUGAGCAAAGCAAAGAUGAUCUGAGAUGGGCACUAACUGAACUGCAGAAACAGCAACAGGAGAUAGGUAUUGCCCUUCAGCCUGGUUUGCAGGAGAAGCAAGCUCAGCUGGCAAACUAUGUUGACCUCCUGCAGAAAGCAGAAGACUUAACUUCCCAAUUCAGUGAGUUGAAAAGCCAGACAGAUCAUCUGCAGGGUGACACCAGGGAAUCCUGCUGCACAGAGGUGGAGUGGUUGGAAUUAAAGCACCAGCAUGAAAAUCUGCUCAGCCAGCUCCAGACCAUCGUGCAUACAUUGGAAAAUCAUGUUCAAGAGCACCAGCAGUUUCAGGAUAUGGUAAAAGCCCUAAGCACUGAGCUGAAAACUGUCUCUGAGGAGCUUGCUGAUCGUGAAGGACCAGCAAUGGGACCACCAUCAGCUAUGCAAAACCACUUGAAAUCACAGGAACAACAAGGACCUCUUAGUCGAUGUGAAGAUACUUUAAGGAAGAUUUUGGUUUUAGCAGAAACUGUUAAACAGAACACCUCUUCACCAGGACAGAAGUUUAUUAAGGAUGAGAUUGAAACACUUCAGAGUGAGCACAGGAGUCUGGAAGAAAGACUUGAACAUGUCAAGGAAAAGAAGGAAAAUAUUUUCAGUGAAGCCCUUGAGUUAAAAGAUGAGUUUAGUAAUGAAAUACAAAAGGAAGAUGAGGCAGAUACAGUGCUAGAAAGAGAGAUACCAAUUGCUUCAGGUGCUCAUGUUGCUGCGGAAGAGAGCCCCACAGCAGUGGAGCUGAAGGAGCCUCUGGAAAUGCACGAUGGUCAAGAUGUAAAUGGAAAUAUGUCAGAGAAGGAGAAGCAGAAUGAUCUAGUUUUGGAGGAAAGCACUGUAUUGUCAGACAGCCCAUUGCAGGGUGUCCAUCACGGCAAGGACAGAUUGGCGCAGGCUGUUCAGGUGAAGGCUGAUAAGGAGAGCCCAGGUAUGGACAAACAUGACAGGGUCGGAGAGGAUGUUCUGGACAGCUUGGUUCUGGGUGAUGAUGCAGAACUGGAAAGACAUCAGGAUGGUGUUGGCAUUGAAGGUGAUGAAACAAGAAAGGAAGCCCAUCCAGCAGAGGAGAAACCUAGUGAUGUGAAAAAUUGGUCAUGUAGAGAUGAUGUGGAGCAGGUUCAACAGAAGGUGUGCUGGAAGACUCAGGUCCUGGAAUCUGCAGCAGCUGGGAAAGAUGGUCUAGGAUCUAAUCCCCCAGUUUCUGCACAUGAGGACACAGGUGCAGAAGUGGGUGUCCAGAAGGAACUAUUUCCUGGAGUGCAAGUAAAGAGUGAAUAUUUUGAAGAGGAACAAAAGGUCAAUGAACUGAAAAAUGAAGUGGCUGAACUGGAUAUGGUGCUUAUAAAUGAACAACUAAAAGAGCUGGAGGAUUUACAAACUGAGCUGGAAACAUGGAAGGCAGAAUCUUUGUGCCAUGGUCAAGAAGCAAUUCCCAAUGCAACAGGAUCAAACACAGCAGAGCUGCAAACCACGGAGCCUGCAGUGCCCUGCUGGGACAGGCUGCUUCAAGAGCUACAUGCUGUUAAGGCAGUGAAGGAACAACAGUACUGUUUAAUUAGUGAAUACCAGAAAAACCUUUCUGCAGUACAGGCCUCGAUGAAAAAUUUGUCAACUGAAAAAGAUAACAUAAAAAUGGGUCCUAUGAACAACACAGCUCUCCUGCAGAAAAUCAAGGCAUGCAUAGAGUCCUUACGAAAAGAAAGAGAUGUCUUGAACCAGUUGCAAAGUCAGCAAGAAAUUUUAUCUCAGCAUUUAACAUGCAUGGAUAGGGUAUUGACUGAGAGCCACAUGAGGCAGCUGGAGCAGUGGUGGCAACACAUGGAACAAACAGUGCAAAAGAAACAUGAUCAGGUUGUGGCAGAAAUCGACGAGUUUAACCUGCUCAUGAAUAAAGCGCAGGAUAUUCAGAGACUGAUACGAGAACAGUAUGUACAAGCAGAGUCACAUUCCUCAGCUGCAGGAAAAGCCAAAGACCCUCUAAUUUGGACCACAGAGCUACAAGACAUUAAACAUGGACUUUCUCUAUUAAAAAGAAGGAUUGAACUACAGAUGAAAAGAAUUUGGAGUGACCAAGAGAAGGUAGCUUUGGAGAACUCUAUACAUGAUUUGCAGAGCAAAUUGGAAGCACUAUCAGCGCAACAGACUCCUCAAGAGGAUAUUCAGAUCACUGGUCCUGCUCUCAUGAAACAUGAAAUGAUGAAGAGGCUGAAAGAAAAUAUUUCAUGGGUCAAAGAUUCACUGUCACACCUUGAUCAGAAAGCAGCACUUUUCCCCAGUGAUGUCAAAUCACAGAUCAGAAGUUGUCAGCUUAUGAGCAAAGAAGUGGCAAACAGAGAGCCUGUGAUUGUGUCACUGGAUUAUGGGCUCCAGCACAUCCUUCCCACCUUGGAGCCAGAGGAGGUCUCUGAUAUGACCUUCCUUUUACAAACAUUGCAGAAUUCAUACAAGACUCUUGUUUUAAAAUCAGCUCAAAGAUUGCAGCAUUUAGAGCUCCAGCUGGUGGAGAGGCAAAGACUUACUGCAGAAGUAGAAAAAGUUCACUGUCAGCUUCAAAAUGCUGAGCUGCUUGCCAGGCCUGACAUGAACCAAACCAGCACAUGCUCAGAGUUAGUCACUCAACAAGCCAUUUUAAAGGAAAUGUUAAAGGACAUACAAGAAAUAGAAGGGCUUAUCUCAUCCCACUGUAAAGAUAGUCAGGUCACAGCUGGGGAGCUGAGCCUAUCCGAACAAAUAUUUUUGACUGAUCAGUUAAGGAGUCUGAAGAAUAGAGCAAGGAAGACACAGAGGCAAAUACAGAGUAAACUUCAUGAAGCAGAAAAGAAGAUAGCUGUCUACGGAGAGUUUGCUGAAGGAAUAGCUUCAUUGCAGCAAGAUCUUAAUAAUCUACAGGAUGGUGAAAUGAACCUGAAAGAAGAUGAAUUAUUAGGUGCCCAGCAGGGAUUGAGGGAGAAAUUCAAAGCACUUAAAGAAAAAGUAUUAGCUUUUCAGUCAAAUUUGUCACAAAUAAGAAAGUACAAAGAAAUCUUUGAGUGUGUAGGUCUGAAAUGGGACUCACUGCAGCUGGAUGAAUUGCAGACUAAUUUUUUUAAAAUUAAAAAUAAAAUUAAAGGAAAGCUAAGCUACUUUGAGAAUGCUGCUCGGGAAUGGGAUAAGAUUCAAGUACUGCUAAAUGAAAUCCAGGCUGCGACAUCCACUGUAAGAAGAGAAGCUAACAUCCUAAGUGAUAGCUCUAGCACCUCUCCUGCUGUGAAUCUCGUGUCUGCACAGAUUCUGUUGCAGACAGUUCAACAAAUCUUGUACUUAACCCAGGAGGCAGCAAAUCAAAUAAACAAAAAUGAGGUCUUUGAUACAGCAUUCAAAGAAUCAAAGCAGAAAGGAAUAAAGAGCCUGGAGAACGAUGUUGAGAAAUUGAAUCAGUUUCUUCAAAACUUGAUCUCUGAUCUCCAGUGUGUAAACAAGGAAGAUACCCAGAAUGAAGUAGAAAAUAUAUUCCGCAUCACAAAGCAUAUUGAGUCAGAGUUGCAGCAGCCUCUUCUGAUAGACGUAGAAACAAUGCAGGCCGAAAAGCUGCGUUGGGAAGCAAUUCAGAAUAUGAUGCAAGAAACUUUUUCUGCUAUUAAAUGUACCAUGGAAAAAGAGAAGGAAAACCAAGAAGAAAAAUCUCUUGCUGCUGGUAUAGAAACAAAAUUAGAGGCACUACAAGGCCAUGAAAUACAACUGAAGACAGACAUUGCUGCCCGUGUUAGUGCUCUGGAGGAGGCAUGUAGAAUUGGAGAACUUUAUACCCAGGCUGUCCAGAGGGCUGCCAGGCUCCUCGAGGACUAUGAAGCUCAAGUCCAGGCUGCCACAGCGGAGCUCAGUAGUUCAGAGGAGGUCCAUCAAACCCCACAAUGGAAACAAGAAGAGUUCAACUCCGCAAAGGCUGACAUAGAAAACCUGCACUCCAAGCUGAAAAACGUAGUGAAACCAGGAGACAAAGUACUUCUGGAAAAUGCUUCAACAGAACUGAUUGAUAAGAGUUUGGCAUUAAGUAAGAAGGCGCAAAGAAAGGAAGCUGAUGAGCAGAG